AUGAUUGCGGGCCAGGAUGUGGAGGCCUGCGUCAAAUGCAUCAAAUUCUUGGAGCAGCCGGGGGUCGACCAGCUCGCGCGGGAGCUGGACUUGUGCUCGCAAGUUUUCGAAGGGCUUUGUGGACAUCCGAGCUGGGUCGAUGCUUGCUACAGCUACUCGAAGACUUGGGGAUUGCAGCUGGAAGCGCGGGCAGACGACACUUCCGCAUUGGGUGGAUCUUUUGCAGCAGUAGAGGGAACAGUGGAGGUGGUUUCGACUGACACUGUCAGCAGCUUUGCUCGUGCUGUUGAGGAUGCAGGCGCCCUUUCAGAGAGGGUUGAGGGUGCUGAACAUCCAUUCUGCACCUCCGCCCUCGGUCUCAGGGAUGGACCAUGUGGGACCGAAGCCGAAGCGCCCGUAGGGGCCCCAACGGACAGGCCAGCCGAGAAGGACGAAGAGGGCAUUCCAUGGCAACGUCUCGAGUCCAGGAGGAAGCCAGGCCUCUUCUACUAUUUCAACCCGCUGGACGGCUCGCAUGAGAUCAAGCCGCCGGUCGUCGAAGCUCCGUGGCAGCUCUGCCGGUCCAGGUCGGUGUCAGGUCAGUACUACUAUUACAACCAGGCCUGCCCGACCGCUGGCAUGUUUUCCGAUGCAUCCAGGUCUACAAAAACCCAGAGUCAUGAAUGUAACUGUUCGGUUCGGAUGCGGUUUUGCAGAAGCGUAUCAGGUUCAUGCGGCUCGGUUCACGGUUCCUGGCGGUUCCUAAAUCAAAUUUCUUCAACCCUUAACAAAACAGCUGCCCUUACACACAUCCCAGAUGGUGCUGCCGCCUGUUUCUACUACCGCCGCUACUUCUCGUCUACUGCUACUUAA
Molecule: messenger RNA, 852 nt
Organism: Symbiodinium necroappetens
Lineage: Eukaryota; Dinophyceae; Suessiales; Symbiodiniaceae
Source: the annotation of a GenBank genome assembly